Molecule: messenger RNA, 171 nt
Organism: Funneliformis mosseae
Lineage: Eukaryota; Fungi; Glomeromycota; Glomeromycetes; Glomerales; Glomeraceae
Source: the annotation of a GenBank genome assembly
AUGAAUAUAGAAAAACAUCACCCUGUUCUUGAGAAAAAAUUUGUCGCAACGAUGUGUCUCAGAAAAGAACUUAGCAAUGUUCAAAAAGAGGGAAUUAUUAUUACAAAAAAAUUAGGCCAUUCAAAUUCCAGAAUCUCUGCAGUUGUUAGUUGCUCUCGUUCUUCUGUUUAA